AUGAGCAUCAAAUUCAAUGUGAAUGGAUUCCCCUAUGAGGUGCAGGCGGCGGACUACGCCCCAGACACCACCCUCAACGCCUUUCUCCGGGAGCACCUGCACCUGACGGCCACCAAGUACAUGUGCCUGGAGGGCGGAUGCGGCUCCUGCGUCUGCGUCAUCCGCAGGCGACACCCUGUCUCCCAGGAGGUGCAGUCGCGGGCAGCCAACUCGUGCCUGACGCUCCUGAACACCUGUGACGAUGUGGACAUCAUGACAGAUGAGGGACUGGGCAACCAAGUUAGCGGCUACCAUCCGAUUCAGAAGCGACUGGCGCAGAUGAAUGGCACCCAGUGUGGCUACUGUACUCCCGGAUUUGUGAUGAACAUGUACGGACUUCUGGAGCAGCAUGGUGGCCAAGUGAGCAUGUCCCAGGUGGAGGAUGCGUUCGGUGGGAACCUCUGCCGCUGCACUGGCUAUCGCCCCAUCCUGGAUGCCAUGAAGUCCUUCGCGGUGGACAGCACCAUUGAGGUUCCUCCCGAAUGCGUGGAUAUAGAGGACUCCUUCGAGCUGCUCUGCCCAAGGACUGGACAGUCCUGCAAGGGCAGCUGCUCGAGACCUCCGCUGAGGGACCAAAGUGGGAGCCACUGGUACUGGCCCAAGUCGCUGGCGGAGCUCUUCUCGGCCCUCGGCCAGGUGGGAAACGGAGAACUCUACAUCCUGGUGGCAGGGAACACAGCCCACGGAGUUUACCGGCGACCGAGGGACAUCCUCCACUUUAUCGACGUAAACUUGGUGCCGGAGCUGAGGCAGUACAGCAUCGAGGCGGAUCAACUGCUGCUGGGCGGGAAUGUCACUCUCACCGAUGCCAUGCAGGUUUUCCUGCUGGCCGCCAAGAGACCUGGAUUCGAGUAUUGCUCUCAACUGUGGCAGCACUUCAACCUGAUUGCCAAUGUGCCAGUGCGAAAUAACGGCACUCUAGCAGGCAAUAUCAGUAUCAAGAGACAGCAUUCCGAAUUUCCGUCUGAUGUGUUCAUCACAUUUGAGGCUUUGGAUGUGCAUGUCCUGGUAUACGACAAUGCCAGUAGUCACAAGAUAAUGAGCCUGCAGUCGUAUCUCGGCGACUCCACUCCCAAAUCGGUGCUGGGUGCUUUUGUGUUGAAAGCAUAUCCAAAGGACAGAUACCUAUUCACAUCGUACAAGAUCUUAGCAAGAGCGCAAAAUGUUCACGCAUAUGUAAAUGCUGGCUUCCUCAUCGAAUGGCAGGACAUUCAGCGCAGGAUUGUGCGCUCUGCUCGCAUUUGUUUCGGCAACAUUCGACCGGAUUACAUCCACGAUGAGCAAGUGGAGCAGCUGCUCCCCGGCAAGGAUCUCUACGAUCCCGCCACUGUCGCCCAAAUCUUUCAACAACUGCCGGCCAGUCUUCAACCCGAAGAACGGCCACCGGAAGCCUCCCCGGAAUAUCGACAGAUCCUGGCCUGCUCCUUGCUCUACAAAUUCCUGUUGGGCACUGCUCCCAAGGACCGAGUUCGAGAUAGCUAUCGCACCGGAGGAUUGCUUUUGGAACGACCUCUAUCCUCGGGCAGUCAAACCUUUGAGACCAUAAAGAAAAACUAUCCGGUCACGCAACCUGUACAGAAGCUGGAAGGACUCAUUCAAUGCUCUGGCGAGGCAAUGUAUAUGAACGAUUUGCUGACCACCUCAAACGCCGUGCACUGUGCAUUUGUGACCGCCAAGCGAGUUGGAGCCACCAUCGAGCAGAUAGAUCCCUCCGCUGCCCUUCGGUGCAAGGGGGUGCUGGCCUUCUAUUCGGCCAAGGACAUUCCUGGGGUUAACAACUUUAUCACUCUGGGUCAACUGACUCCAGAAGCCGAGGAGGUCUUCGGUUCUGGACGGGUUAAGUACUAUGAUCAGCCCUUAGGAGUAGUUGCAGCUCUAUCCCACGAUGUUGCUGUUUAUGCCGCCACCUUGGUGAAGGUCACCUAUGCCAAGGACGAGCGAAGGAUCUACACCACCAUGAACCAAGUGCUGGCGGAGGGGCAGACAGAUCGCAUCGUGAGCUUGAGGAAAGAACAGAUGGAACCACUUAAGCUACCUCCUCUCGCUCCAGGAGAUGUUGAGGGAAGGGGCGUUAUUGAAAUGGGAUCCCAGUACCACUUUACAAUGGAACCCCAAACGACGAUCGUGGUGCCGUUGGAUGACAUCCUUCAGGUGUACUCCGCCACUCAGUGGAUGGAUGGCACCCAGGGAGCCAUUGCCCAAGUGCUGCGCGUGAGUGUCAACUCCAUUCAGCUUCAAGUUAGACGAGUGGGUGGAGCCUAUGGUGUCAAGGAAACCAGGUGCAACAUGGUGGCCUGUGCCGCUGCCUUAGUAGCUGCCAAGUUAAAGCGCCCAGUCAGAUUUGUACAGACCAUUGAGUCCAUGAUGGAAACUAUCGGGAAACGCUGGGCCUGUCGAUCAGAUUACGAGUUCCGUGCCCGGGCCAACGGAUCCAUCAUCCUGCUGACCAACAACUACUACCAGGAUGCUGGCUGUAGUCUAAACGAGAAUGUCGUAGACUUUUUGACACUGCCAACCCUUAAAAAUGUGUACAACCUGAAUGACUCAAACCUCCGGGCUAAAGGCAGUGCUAUUUUAACAGACGCACCCAGCUCCACGUGGUGUCGAGCUCCUGGAACAGCUGAGGGGAUUGCAAUGACGGAGACAGCCUUGGAGCACAUUGCCUUCACCUGCCAGUUAGAUCCCGCCGAUGUUCGUCUGGUAAAUCUUCUGCCCGGAAGCAAAAUGGUUCAGAUGUUGCCAAAGUUUUUGGAAUCCACGGAAUACCGGAAAAGGCGGGAUCAGGUCAAUUUGUUCAACGCACAGAACCGGUGGCGCAAACGGGGUCUGGGAUUGGCCCUAAUGAAUUUCACCCUUAACACCACCAUCGCCUUCAACUAUCCCGCCACAGUGGCCAUUUACCACGAGGACGGAUCGGUGGUCAUCUCGCACGGAGGCAUUGAGAUCGGUCAGGGGGUGAACACCAAGGCGGCCCAGGUGGCAGCCCUCGUGCUCGGAGUUCCUCUGGACCAGGUGCGAGUGGAGGCCAGUAACACGGUCAGUGGAGCCAACUCCAUGCUGACGGCCAACUCGAUGACCAGCGAGAUGGUGGGACUGGCGGUGCGAAAGGCCUGCGACACCCUCAACAAACGACUGGCUCCGGUAAAGGAACGACUUGGAGCCAAUGCCACCUGGCUGCAGGUGCUCCAAGCGGCCUACUUGCAGUCCGUCUUCCUCGUGGCCACGGAAUCGUACAAGUUGGGCGACAUACCCAACUACAACAUCUACGGGCUGAGUCUCACCGAACUGGAAGUGGACAUCCUAACAGGUAAUCAUCUGAUCCGUCGGGUGGACAUCCUGGAGGACGCCGGAGAGAGCCUGAGUCCGCACAUCGAUGUGGGUCAAGUAGAAGGAGCAUUCGUGAUGGGUCUGGGCUACUACCUCACCGAGCUGCUGGUCUACGACCGCCAGACGGGUCGCAUCCUCACGAACCGCACCUGGAACUACCACCCACCUGGGGCCAAGGACAUUCCGAUCGACUUCCGCAUCGAGCUGCUGCAGAAGAGUCCCAACCCGGUGGGCUUCAUGCGAUCCAAGGCCACGGGGGAACCCGCCUUGUGCCUGGCCGUCGGAGUGCUCUUCGCCAUGCAGCACGCCAUCCAGUCGGCCAGGAAGGAUGCGGGGCUUCCCAGGGAGUGGGUGCGACUGGGGGCUCCAACGACGCCGGAGACGGUGGUACUGAACUCCGGAAGUCAGGUGGAGGCUUUUGCCUUGCAAUGA
Molecule: messenger RNA, 3798 nt
Organism: Drosophila rhopaloa
Lineage: Eukaryota; Metazoa; Arthropoda; Insecta; Diptera; Drosophilidae
Product: indole-3-acetaldehyde oxidase-like
Exons: 6
Coding region: 1-3798 (1265 amino acids)
Molecular function (GO): iron ion binding; FAD binding; oxidoreductase activity
Source: RefSeq, a predicted model, not a curated record